AUAUGAAAUGUCAUCUGUGGUAAUGAUUUACUCCAUUCGGUUUAGAAUCAAUGAAAAAUAUUUUCGUCUGUAGUGUUUUAAUUCAAUCUUGCUGCUCCCUAAUCGUAUUUCUGCACCCCACCCCAUCACCAACAGAGCCGAAAUUUAUGCAUUCUGGGCACAGACUGAUAGUGUUGGCUGUCUAUAGCAAUAUUGCUACUAGCAUUCAACAUAUUUACUACUACAAGUGAAAACCAUCCGGAAUUGCAUGGAGAGAACUUACAAUAUGGAUUCAUUUAUAUCUGAUUGGAAUUUUUUACGAUCAUAUUAUAUUUAAAAAUUAUUUGAAGUUUUUAACUUAGUUCUAAAAUGUCUGAUAAAGUGAUUCGCCGUAUCCCAACAGCUUCUGCUUCUGUUAUUCAAGCAGAUCAACGUAGUUCCCAUAUAAUAAGUAGCUGCAUUGAUAUUAUGGAUCAGUCUGAUGUAGAAGCAGCUAUGAAGAAAUCUGAAAGUGAUACAGAAUUACUGAGUGGAAAUGUAAUAAACUAUUCCUUAAACACUUUAACGAGAUCAAAAAAAAUUAGUAAUCUAGAAAAGACAGAUGAAGAAGAUGUUGUCAAAUUACGUGAAAAACAAGGACGUGGCCAAAAUUUAGCGAGCAGGCACAUUAAUCAAGCUUUUGAUUAUCUUAGAACAUAUAAGAUGGAGCCACUUGAAGAGAGUACUAUAAUAACUGAAAAUGAAUACACAGACCUCCUGAAGAAUGAAACUGAAAAUGAUAACUGUCCUUUAGCAUCAAACAAUAAUACUUCUUGUGGAAAUACUGAACACCAUUCUUUACCUCAAAGUGAAGAAAAUGACUCUAUUUUUCAUACUGAUGGCUAUCAGCAUCAUGAUAUUGUAAAAUCCUCUGAGAAAAGUCCAAAUAAAUUUCUUAAGGAUAGUAAUACUAAUUUUACUGUAGUAAGCAAUCACACAGAUAGUCACAAAGUUAAAGAUCAAAGUGUCACAAACCAUGAAAAUAGAGAACUUUGUCAUGCUGAAUUUCAGUCAGAUUCACCAGUUAGUAUAAGUCCAGAUUGUUCAGUAAAUGUAAAUGAAAACUGUUCUGAAUCAUUAAGAAAAGCUGGAGAUGAAAAUGAAAAUAAAAGAACAGCGGUUAAAGUUAAUUCUAACAAUACUUCUGAAGCAGUGUUAAAAGCACCAACUUUACCUCAGGAAGGCAAUAUUUCAGAUUUAACAGUUGAAAGUGAUAAGAAGACAUCAUCUGAACAGCAAUAUUCUAAAGAGAAUUGCUUAAAUGUUGCUUCUCCUUUACAUGAUAUAAAAAAUAACAGUGAGAAGAGUACCACAAGUACUGUUGGGGUUCAUGAUGCUCGCAGUCAAAGUAAAGACUGCCCCAUUGAGAAUCGGACUGCUGAAAAUUGUGAUAAUUUAGAAACUCGUGAAGAUGAAGUUGAUUUAAAAUCACUGCCAUCAUCAAUGAGUGAUCCAUCUGUAAAAAGUUUACUUGAUAAAACACCAUGUCCUAGUUAUCUUAUACAAGGUGGCAUGUCGUUAAGAAGAGGAGGAAGGCAAACAAACCCACACUUAAACAUUACCAGCGAUGAUGAUUCCUCAGAUGAUGAUGACUCAGGCAUCUAUGCUGAAAGUACACGUAAUUCAGCAUGGAUUUGUGUUAGUGAUGAUGGAACACUUUCUAGCCGUAAUGAAUCUCCAACUGCUGCUCGUUUGCCAUCUAUUAGUGAUAUUGAGAAUGCAGAAGAAGUUGUCGUAGCAGCUACUGCUGCCGCUGCUGCUGCUGCUACUGCUGCUGCUGCUGCUGCUACUGUUGUUGUUGCUGAUGGUAAUUCUACUAAAAAACCGGAUGAUAAUGAGGUAUUUUUGGAGAGUAAAGCUGACUGUCAAGUGCCUUCAAACCACAAACGGUCUGAGUCAAAUGCAACCACAGUUUCAGAAAAUAGCUUCCGAAGACAGUUUCUUCAUCGAAACAAAAAAGUAGUUUUACGCAAAGAUAGUCAAACUGAAUAUCAAAGAUUUUCUGCUAAAUUCUUAGAAUGUGAAGAAACAGUGCAUUUAAUGAAAGAAUCAGAUGAAGAAUUUGGUUUACACAUUUUGGAUAGUCAUCCUACUAUUGUCACAUUAGUAGAUCCAGGGAGCCCUGCUGAAAAGUCUGGGAUUAGAACUGGCCACAUACUUGUAUCUAUUAAUAACGUCAGUGUUCUGGAAUCAUCACUUGAAGAAAUUAUAAAACUUAUUCAACAAUCUGAGAACAAAGUAUCUCUCACAGUUGGCCUAAGUAAUGUGUGCUACAGCAGAGAUCUUGAAGCUCCACUAAUGACUGGAUAUAUGCUCAAACUAGGAAACAGUCAUUUACCACUUCUCAAAAGGGCGUCAUGGAGAAAGCGAUGGUUUGUGUUACGAAAGGACAACUGCUUGUAUUAUUACAAAUCAGAAAAGGAAGACACACCACUGGGAGCAUUUCCAUUAGCUAACUAUUGUAUUUCUCGCUACUUGGACACCAAUAAGGAUUAUUGCUUUAAAGCAGAGAAGUAUGGUGCAAGAACUUAUUAUUUUAUGACAGAAAGUCGAGAAGAUAUGAACAGAUGGGUUGAAGCACUCCAAAUCGCUGCCCAUAGUUCGCAUCGAAAAGAUUCCUGGCUUGAUGUUACCAGCCAUAAUGUUGGAAUUCCUGCUCUUGAAAUAAAGCGUCCAGAUUGUAGUGGUUAUUUGUAUAAAAUGGGCAUGAAUCGAAAAGUGUGGCGACGGCGCUAUUGUAUUUUGAAGGAUGCCUGUGUCUACUACUAUAAGAAUAUUGAAUCCAUUAGUGCCAAAGGUGUUGCUCACUUUCAUGGCUAUGAGGUAGAUGACAGAGCUCUGCCAGAGAAGAAAUAUGGUUUUGUUGUCAGUCCUCCUGAGAAGUCACUGCGGACAUUUUACUUCAAUGCUGAAAAUGAAACUGAUAAGAAAAGGUGGGUGGAAGCUUUGAAGAAAUCUAUUGGAAGAUGGAUCAGAGUGCUUUGAAAAUGCUUACAUUAACAAUCCAUUGAAAAGAAAACUGCUUCAUUAUGCUGAGGACACUUUAACUUUUAUUUUCCUCUUGUACCAACCAUUAGCUUAUUAUUAUUCAUACACGAACAUCAACCAUUGAUAUCAUUGUCAAAGAUUUUCUAUCUACCAUGCAUACACAUAUGUUGUUUUAGAUAUAUAAAGCUUCAAAAAUAUUGAAAUCACUCUCUUAAGAGAAUCAUAUGCUCCAAGAACACACGCAUAGUUUUGGGUAACUUUUAGAUUCUCCUUCCAUUAGUGCACUUUGUAGUGGACCCAACCAUUUAUAUACGUCAGCUUUAAACAAAGACAUCCCAUAUCUGGAUUCAAAGCUUUAUAUAUACAUACAUACACACACACACGCACGCAUGCACACACUCAUACAAAUAUAUAUAUGUAUGUAUGGAUA
This is a messenger RNA of Octopus sinensis (East Asian common octopus), 3436 nucleotides long. RefSeq lists its product as uncharacterized. Bases 349 to 3003 code for a protein of 884 amino acids. The transcript is spliced from 13 exons. The record is from RefSeq and is a predicted model, not a curated record. Gene Ontology annotation, molecular function: protein binding. NCBI's taxonomy places the organism in Eukaryota, Metazoa, Mollusca, Cephalopoda, Octopoda, Octopodidae.